AUGCGGCUUUUGUCGCGAUUAUCCCUGGUCCUAACUGGGGCGAGAGGGGUGUUGGCUUCGUGCACUGCUGGAGAAUGUCCAGAUGCUGUACGAGAUGCGAAGGACGCAGAACCGAGCUUGCUUCAGCUCCAUCAUCAAGGUAAGUCUUGGUGCACCGCAAACGGACAGGAUCCUUGGGCAAGUGGCCAGCGAGUGGACUGCUGUGCGGGCUUGGACCUGUGUUUCGGCGAGCACCAGAACGGACCAAGCUACCGCUGCGAGUCCUCAUGUGGCGUGGGCAGCACUCCUUGCACGCCGAAGGGCCAGGAUCCUUUCCAGACCUCCAGCCUGGUGGAAUGCUGCUCCGGGCUGGAGAUGUGCAUGGGUCAGUAUGGCAGCAGUGAAGCCUUCAGCUACCGCUGCUUCGAACAGUGUCCAGCCAGCUGCACGCAGAAGGGCGACAACGUCUACCAGACUGGACGACAUGUUCCCUGCUGCGGCGGCCUCGAGGAAUGCUCAGGAGACUGGAACAUGGAUGGCCAGUGGUCGCACAGGUGCUUCAACAAGUGCUGGAUGGGGGAGUACCACCCCCACUUCGACACCACCCCGGACUAUUUGGACAUCGCGGCCAGUGCUAGGGGCGUCCGAGGCAACGAUGGAGAGCUCUCCGACAAUUACUAUCUGGUGAUCGGCGACAAUGGAGGCUGCGCCGGCGGCUGCGAUGGCUGCUGUGGAUGGCAGUGGCAGGUGGCCAACAAAAUGAAGGAGUACGUGCGCAACCGGAAGGCCGCCAACCCCAGGUCCACGCUGCUCUUCAUCCUGCUGGUGGGUGACAACUUCUAUUGGACCGGGGCGAGCCCGGGCCGCUUCGAUGCCACGUGGAAGUCGGUGUACCAGGAGCUCGCGGAUUACCCCUGGUUCGUGAUCCUCGGCAACCACGACUUUGGCAACGACGACCCAGACUGCCUCUGCCCUUUCUUCCAUGAGAGGGCCCGCUGCACCGCUGCUGACGCCACGGCUGCUGGUUGUGGCGGUGCCAAGCCGUACUCCAUCGCCAACCAGUCGUAUGCUUGCAACCAGCUGAAUGCCGACAAGGGCGGUGUGGACGGAGACUUGCGCAGGAACUUUCACAUCCCUGACUUCACCUUCUUCUACACGAUCCCAGAGCUGGACUUCGAGUUGAUAGGCCUGGACUACAACUGGUACGAUCGCCAUGGGAUCGGCGGCAACGGCUACGGUCCCUCGGGCGGCGGGCGCGGUGUGGCCAAGUCGUGUGGCGGCGUAGAGCGUGUGGAGGACAGCCUGGCGCGGCUCCGUGACGCCUCCAACAAGAUCCUCGACGAACGGGCCAAGGCGGCGGCCUGGACCAACUAUGCCCUCAUUAGCCAUUACCCCGACUGGGCGCAAGAAGGAAUCAACCUCCGACACAAGUUUUUGCAGGGGAUGCAUCAAGAGCAAGCUGCGCAGAAGCGCGUGCUGAACUUCUACGGCCACACGCACAUCCAGCAGUGUGACCGGCACGCCGACGAGCAGGAUCCCAAUCUCUGCACCGACAUCCUCACUGGCGGUGCGGGUGGCUGCUGUGGAGACAAGCCCGCGGGCUUCGUUGCCGUGACCUGGAACAAGGAUGGCAAGAUGACAAACGAGUGUUUCCUGGAAAAGGACUGCACGAUUUGGGAGUGGAGCUUGCUCCAGGACAACGCGACGCGCUCGGCCGCGAAGCCGACGAAUGUCCGUGCCGAAGGCAAGCAGGAGGUCUGCCACAAUACCGUGGACGACCCCCGGUGCCCAGGAUAUGCUGGACCCCUGAAGCUGUAG
Messenger RNA from Symbiodinium necroappetens, 1797 nucleotides. The record is from the annotation of a GenBank genome assembly. Lineage: Eukaryota; Dinophyceae; Suessiales; Symbiodiniaceae.